AUGGCAUCGAAUCAACCAGCCGGCGCUGCCGGACCCCUGCCCGCCAUGCAAGAGCUCUCGCCGACGACGUUCCUCUACGACCCGCCGUCGGCGGUGCUGGACCCGAACUCGCCCAGGCUCAUCGUCAUCUUCAGCUGGAUGUCGGCCCAGGACGUCCACAUCGCAAAGUACACGUCGCGCUACAUGGCCCUCUACCCGUCCGCCAGCAUCCUCCUCGUCAAGUGCCCCUUCAUCCACACCCUCUCCACCCGCAUCUCCAAGCGCCAGAUCAAGCCCGCCGUCCCCGUCGUCCGGUCCCUGGCCGACGCCGCCCCGGCGGCCUUUUCCGGGGGUGGCCAGCCCCAGCUGCUGCUCCACGUCUUCUCCAACGGCGGCGCCACCAACUAUGCAAAGUUCCUCGAGCUGUACGCCGACGCCGACCGAGCGGGGCGCCUGGCGCUGCCGCCCCACGUCACCCUCUAUGACUCCUGCCCGGGAGGCUUCCACUGGAUGCGGAGCUACCGCGCGCUCUCGGCCUCGAUGCCGAGGGUCCUCGCGCCGCUGGCCCACGUCUUCAUCGGCUGGUUCUGGCUCUUCCACGUCCCGCUCGGGAGGAUCGGCUUCUUCGGGAAGAUGUGGGCGGCGUUGCGCCAAAAGGCGUUGCUAGGGAGCGAGAAGCGGCGGGCGUAUCUGUACAGCAAGGAGGAUGAGAUGAUCCACUGGGCCGACGUCGAGAGGCACGCCGAGGAGGCCAAGGAGAACGGGUUCAAUGUCCGGAAGGAGCGGUUCGACGGGAGCCAGCACGUUGCGCAUGCGAAACUGAACCCGUCGCGGUACUGGGGUUUGGUCAAGGAGAUGUGGGAUGCGGACUUGAAGACGAUUGAGCCGGCGCCAAAGGGCGCUGAGGAUCCCGUCCCGGAACCGCCCAAGACUGCGCCAGAGUCUGAAUCGCCACAAGUCGCUUCCGCAUCGCCAAAUGCCACGCUGGAAUCCGACACGCCAAAGGUCGAACUCACAUCGCCAAAGGUCAUGGCGGAGCCUGAUGUAUCGAAGGCGGCACCGGCACCGGCACCGGCACCAGCACUUGCACAGCCAGUGCCUGCUCCAGAACCCGCCAAAGCCGCGCCGGAGCCUGAAGCACCAACAGCUGCACCACCACCGCCAGAAGUCAAGAAGCCGAAGAGGUCACCGACACCGCCUCCGACCAUCCAGUAA
Molecule: messenger RNA, 1194 nt
Organism: Colletotrichum higginsianum IMI 349063
Lineage: Eukaryota; Fungi; Ascomycota; Sordariomycetes; Glomerellales; Glomerellaceae
Product: Indole-diterpene biosynthesis protein
Exons: 1
Coding region: 1-1194 (397 amino acids)
Source: RefSeq, a predicted model, not a curated record